UAUCAGCAAGUAAAAAUCUCCUUGGUUGAGUUAAGAUUUAAUUCAUAAUUUUACGGCUAUAUUUGGAUUAAUAACACCAUGAAUAUGUCACAUUACAUUUGGUACAUAUCCAGCACAUUAACAUAUUGUCUGACGCUCGUCGGCUGACUUUUAUUUUGGCGUCACCGGAUGUGCUUUGCCGUUUCCCGCGUGCUAGCUCGACAGCCUCUCAUCCCAGAAGCUAGAAGCGCAAAACCGAACAACAGCUGAGUUUGCACGAAGAUCCCGCAAAUCACCGCAACGUUGAAUUCAACUGUAGCACCGGACACGGACACGCGUGACCGUCGAGAGCCGAAGAAACAACUGUCACCCGCGGAAACCUCGGAAACGGCGCAGGGAAGAAGCAGCGGCAGCGCGUCCAGCAACCCCCGGCAAACAAAGAGGUCCCCAUCUUCAGCGACAACAUUUUUCCUCCAUAUUCCAUAGUUAUGAGUCAUGUGGCCAUCGAGAAUGCCCACGGCCUGGAGCAGCAGCUCGCUGUCCUCGACUUGAGUGCUGCAGAUGGACAAAUUGGAGGCAAUAGCAGUAAGGAGGCAAAAUGGCGAUACAUUCCUCCGCAUUUACGGAACAAAGAUGCUUCCAAAAAUGCAGGAAAUGCCUUCGCCGCUGGUCGACAAGGUGUCUACGCCAUGGCGCCUCCAGCCAACUUUGGUUGGGACGGAGGGCGCAACAACUUUGUAAAUGGCUACCAUGACAACCGCAUGGCCGGCAACACAUUUAACCGGGGCCCGCCUCGCAUGGAGCGGGGAAGAGGCGGCGGAGGCGGUUACCGUGGUAACAGAGGAGGAGCCUUCAACCCCAUUAACCCAGCACAGCCAAUGGGAUUUGGUUGCUUCGAAAACAAAGGUGGGAUCCAGCAUCCAAAUGAGAGUUUCCUCUACAAUGCAGGUGGCUGGAACACAGCCAAGGACGCCUAUAACAGUUUUGGUAACAACCGAGGGAAGUCUGCAUUCUUCAAUGACAGGGGCAACGCUAAUAGAGGGAGGUUCGAGCAUGGCGGAUUUGGUGGUGGAGGAGGAGGAGGAAACAGCCGCUGGGUAGAGGAGUCCCGAGAUGAAGGGGAUUGGUCCAAACCAACACCACGUAACGAACGCCUUGAACAUGAGCUGUUCUCUGCCAGUAACACGGGCAUUAACUUUGAGAAAUAUGAUGACAUUCCUGUUGAGGCCACAGGGCAGAACUGCCCCCACCACAUUGAGAGUUUCCAAGACGUGGACAUGGGUGAGAUUAUCAUGGGUAACAUCGCUCUGAGUCGCUACACAAGACCGACCCCUGUCCAGAAAUAUGCCAUUCCAAUCGUCAAGUCAAAGAGAGAUCUCAUGGCAUGCGCACAGACAGGUUCUGGAAAGACUGCAGCAUUCCUGCUGCCGAUUCUCAGCCAGAUCUACACUGAGGGACCAGGAGAAGCUUUGAAUGCAGCUAAAGCCUCUGGACAGGAGAACGGGAAGUACGGACGUCGUAAGCAGUAUCCAAUGUCUCUGGUACUGGCUCCAACCAGAGAGCUGGCUUUGCAGAUAUAUGAUGAAGCCAGGAAGUUUUCCUACAGGUCCAGAGUGCGUCCCUGUGUUGUGUACGGAGGAGCGGACAUUGGCCAGCAGAUCAGAGAUCUGGAGAGAGGCUGCCACCUACUGGUUGCUACACCAGGAAGACUGGUAGACAUGAUGGAGAGAGGCAAGAUCGGACUGGACUACUGCAACUACCUGGUCCUGGAUGAAGCAGAUCGCAUGUUGGACAUGGGAUUCGAACCACAGAUCAGGCGCAUUGUCGAGCAGGACACCAUGCCACACAAAGGCCUCCGGCAAACCAUGAUGUUCAGUGCUACCUUUCCUAAGGAGAUCCAGAUCCUGGCCAGGGAUUUCCUGGAGGAGUACAUCUUCCUGGCCGUGGGCAGAGUGGGUUCCACCUCAGAGAACAUCACUCAGAAAGUGGUGUGGGUGGAAGAGAGCGAUAAGAGGUCUUUCCUCCUGGACCUGCUCAGUGCUACAGGCAAGGACUCGUUGACUCUGGUUUUUGUGGAGACCAAGAAAGGCGCCGAUGCCUUGGAGGACUUCCUGUAUCGGGAGGGCUACGCCUGCACCAGUAUCCAUGGUGACCGCUCCCAGAGAGACCGCGAAGAGGCCCUCAGCCAGUUCAGAUCAGGAAAAUGCCCCAUUCUGGUUGCCACAGCGGUGGCAGCUCGGGGGCUGGACAUCUCCAACGUGAAGCAUGUUAUUAACUUUGACCUGCCCAGCGACAUAGAGGAGUACGUCCACCGCAUCGGACGUACAGGACGAGUUGGAAACCUGGGACUGGCCACAUCGUUCUUCAAUGAUAAGAACGGGAACAUCACUAAAGACCUGCUGGACAUCCUCGUAGAGGCCAAACAGGAAGUUCCCUCUUGGCUUGAGAGCUUGGCCUAUGAGCACCAGCAUAAGAGCAGCAACAGAGGACGCUCUAAGAGGUUCGCUGGAGGGUUCGGAGCACGUGACUAUCGUCAGACGGCCGCUGGAGCAAACACCGGAGGGUUUGGCGGACGCGGAGGUCGCAACCAGUCAGGACAUGGAGCAACCCGAGGCUUUGGAGGAGGUGGUUUUGGAAACUUCUACACCAGUGACGGAUACGGCGGCAACUACUCGCACUCUCAAGUUGACUGGUGGGGCAACUAGGUUCCUCCUCUCUCCUCCAUCCCUUCUCCUUCACUCAUUCUUCUUUCUUCUUCUCACUCAUCCUCAUUCCUUUCCUCACACUGUCUGCACUCCAUCUGUCUACAUCCCCUCCAUAAAGAAUCCACGUGCAUGUUAUUGGACUAUUUAUACUCGUUUAUAUAGCCCCCCUUCCAUCUUUAUGCGCUAAGAUCUUUUAAUUCCUCUUCUUUCCAUCUCGCCCUUCGUCGUUACAGUUUUCCGUUUGGUUUUUGAUUUCUUAGUUCCUGAUGACUCUCGCCUCUUACAAUUGGCCACAGUUUAAAAGGAUUCUUCAUUUUAGCGGGUUAUUUUUUAGCCACAGGUUUACUUCAAGCUAGCAACAUCCUUUGUUUUCAGCAAGGACAUUUUAAAGUAUUUUCCCCUCUGUGACACGUCUGAAGAGAAAAAACCAGUUAUAAAGUUUUACGUGUUCUUUUAUAUGAUACACACAAGAUUGACAGUGUGUGGACUUCUACAUUACAGUAGUAGAAGACCAGAGGGAUAUUCAUUUAUGUCAGUUUAAGAUUUUAGUUUUGGCUUUAUUAUUUUUGUCUGUAUUCACCCAAAGCCAGCUUCCUGUGUCCCUCCACACGCCAUCUUUGUAUGUAACGCAUGGCCAUGUUGUAAAUCACCGGCCAGGAACUUUUCUAAAACAUAGCGCGGAGAAAGGUGAGGCUGAGGUGUACUUCACUUACACGACAGAUUCUUAAAAUGGGCUAAAGAAACCGCAAAAAUUUGUUUUUUUUGUCACCUUUUUAAAACAUUCGUUUUGAGAAAAAUGUCUGGCAGAGACUGAAGAGACGAGGAGCUGGGGCGCUUCCAGUGGUUGUUAAUAUCACAAUGACAAAUAGCAUUUCUUUGUUUGAAGCAAAACAUAAUGGAGAAUCAUUUGUUUCUGUACUGUGCCUUUCAGCAGUUGAACUUUUGUCCCUUAUUUCCAUUGUUUUUAUUGCCAUUAUGCUUUACUGGCCACAAGUAUCGGCCAACUGUGACUGAAAAAAUGUGUAUUCAAUGUCAUGUAUGGGUUCAGUCAUGUUUUCUUUAUUUCUAUUUGGAAGGAAACAAACUAGGCUUGAACUAAAUCAAACCUUGGCAAAAAAAAAAAAACUAAAUAAAAUCUGUGGUGAGGAACCUCAACACUGUUCCUUAUCUGUCUAUUGGAGUUCAAAUUCAUCUGGAGGUCUCUGAUGAGCUGAUUCCCAACUGCGUAUUACCACUGUCACCACGUUUCUGUACUUUUUGAACAUACCCCCAUCCAGAGCCACUAAAAAGGAUUAAAAAAAACAUUACAUUUGGCUUAAUUAGGCAGUAAAUAGAGAUAACAGCAGUGGUUUUAUGCCUUUGGGAAACAAAGUCCGACUCAUUGACCUGUAUGUCACAUCUAUAGCUCUGGUUUGAGCUCGAGUUUGAGUUUCUCAAAACCAUGUUGUCACUAACUGUUGGGUCACAGUUCGACAGGGAGUCACUGAGAGAGAGUUUGGUUGUGCUGUGCAGCAGCAGAUGCGUCGUGUUGCAUUCCGCAGUGUUUACCUUCAAAUAUGUGGUUGUAAUUGUAGAGAUGAUCCUCAAAGUGUUAUGUUAGAUUUGUCCUGUUGCAGUUAAGUUUUUAGCAUCAAGAAUCUUUCGGCUAUGAAAAUCUUGCAAGAUUUGAGUCUCUUGAAUUUGAAACCACAUCCUACAGUGAUGCCAAAGCAGCACUAUAAAAAUGUUACUUAAAACCACAACAUGGCUGCUGCUGCUGAAAACAACAGUUAUGAAACUUCAUCAGUGACUCUGGAUGUUCAUCUGACUCUUAGUGCCACCAUGCUCUUGGGAAACUGGCUCCGCUUCCACCACAAACAUUGAAAAGCCCUUGUUUGCCAAAAAGCUUCUUUCAAGGGGAUACACAACUUAAAAAAACGGCUAUAAUAGUACAAAAAAAAAUCUUGCUCACUCUAUCCUGGAGAGUUACAUGAAGAGUCUUCUCUAAAAUAAGUAAUUCCAGUUUAUUUGUUAGGUCUUACAGAUCUGUUGAUGUCGGGUAUAAAAGUAGAGAAUCUGUAGCCUAAUCUGUUUCACAGCAGGGAGAUGCUGGGGCUUCUGGGAGAUAUAACCACACGUCUGUAGCACAUUUUAAUCAUCGUGUCGUCAUCGUGUCUUACUGUGCUGUAUUCCACCCAUGUCUACUCGGCUUUAGAUUGUAGGUGCUUUAAUUGCUUUGAACGUAUAUGAGUCUCAUCACUUUCUUUUCUAAUGAAGUCAAAUUCUCCACUGCAACGUUUCAAAGAUACCAGCCAAAAUUUUCGCGAGUAGCUUUUAAAGGCAACACACGUCGGAGUCAUUUCAUGUUGCUUCACAGCCGCUGCACCGUCACUUUCUACGUAAGCUGCACACCAGCAGCAUGUUGGCAUUAGUGAUUUUAUUUUACUUGCAUCAAAGUGCAACUGUUCAUUCCAGCUACUGCGACUUAACUGUCGCUUCCUUCCUGUGCGUCUAUGUUAUUGUGAAAUGAUGCAACACUGCUGGUGUGUGCUACACUUUGACAAAUCUCGGAGCCACUCCGCUAUUGUCUAAGGAUAAAUGAUCCUCUGGGGGCAACGGCCAAUUUUUGGGGCUGCCAACAUGCCAACAUGCGUCCAAUGCAUUUAUUUGUAUCAUACAAAGAGGGAUGCGUAUUCAAGACAUUUUUGGCUGAUCUCUAUGAACAGCUAUGCAUCUGAGUGCAAAUAAGUACAAAAACGAUAGUCAAUGCGUUUCGUUCAAUGUGGUCCUGCUCUUUAUCUCCCCACACAUACUGUUUACAGGCAAGCAACUAAAACCUGCUCAAAGUCUGGUCCCUCUACAGAUUCUGCAUAUUCACAUGCAGAAUCUGUUUAUAGAGAAUACGCUUUGGCCAAACGCUGUCCCACGUUAUCCUAAAGAAUCCUUGCGUCUGCAUAGCACAGUAAGAUAUAGGACGGAUAAAGUGUGCUAAUGGACAAGUGGCAUAAAAAACACUUGAUAUAUAUUUAAUGCUUAAUACCUGGUUAGCCCCACUUUGCUCUGCCAUGGAACCAGGCUACAAGUAGCAGUUGACCUGCACCCAUGAUGUCCGUGUUUGGUCCCAGUUUGAACAUAUAAGAGAAACUCCACUGUCAUUUGAAUGAUUCAGUGGUAGAAGCCCAAUCCCCCACUCUCUUAUCAGCAGCAGAAUAUGCCAAAAUGCACUGUUGCUGCCUGGUGGGGACAUUUUUGUUUUUUAUCAGGGUAUUCAUUUGUUUUGUUUACAUCAAUAAUUUUAGUGAAAUAAAAAAAAUCUAGGUUGUGUAUAUAGUUAGGCUCUUUAAAAUAGAAAGAGAAGAAUCUCCACUGAAAAAGAAUGUGAAUUAAAAGUGAAACAACACUUGAUGUGUAGAAGAUUAUCUUUGAUCACUCGACAUUGGACCACGCAGUGUCUGAUAAACUGAGCUCAGUGGGCAAUUUGAACCAGCUCAGCAGAUUUAUUCUUUACAGUUUUAUACACACCCAAUCAGAUUCCCUCAAAUUGCCCACUGGCUUUGACACAUGACAAGGCUGGACCAAGGCAACAAAACAUGCAAGUGUUGUUGUUUUUUGGUCAAGGAGGUAAAAAUGCCAAACCAAUGAUUACAAUUCUACAGCAGGCUUUAGUUAUCAUUUUUUUUCCGGUCGUCUAUUCCUUUUUUUUUUUUUUUUUUUACACUUCUUGUCAUGCUCGGGUCAGUCUUUGAAUCCGUGUCCCUCGAGUACAAGUUGAUAAGGAGGUUCAGCGAAGUAGUUGGCGCGAUUCGAGAAGAGUUUGAGGCCAGAGGACUCAGCAGACAGCAGAUCACAUGCAAAACCUUUUUUGUGUAGAUUCUCCAAAAAGCUUCUAUUUGUGGCAGGAGAGACAGUUGUGGCAAUCGAGGGAGGACGCAUCGACCACGUCAACCUUCCGAAUGAGCUGAAAACUGAAAAUUAGUUUGCGUUUUUGAUCAGUUGCUGUUUAAGUGUGGUUCAACUGUUACUGUAGCGCAUCAUUCUCUCUAUUGUUCAAAUUAUGGCUAAACUACAAUGAAGCACUGGUUAAAUUGGUGUUGACCAGAACUUUGUUUGAGGUGUCCCUAAAAAAUUAUGUCAGCACCUGAUAAACGAUUCAAAACACUUUAGCUUCUCCUGCAGCAAUGGUGGAUAGUCUCCGUCUUAGAUUCCUUACAGCAACUGUUAAAUAAAGGAAGAAGAAGCAGCAGCAGGGAGACAGAAAUCAGUGACUGGACAAUAUGUUGAAGAUAGUUUUGCAGAUGACAAUCACUAAUGAAGGAUUUGCUUAGUUUAGAAUUCACUUUACAUGUGGACAGAUCUCUUUUAAGUUGCACUUUUUCUUGGGGACACCGGGAAACGUAGAGACUGAAACUCAUUAUACUUUUGAUGAUACGCAAUCUUUAUUGUGUUGCGUUACCCAUUAGCGUCUCGAAAUCCUCAUAUCGUUGAUGUUGUUGAGCUGUUUUUGGAGUCGGGACAUUUGGACGCUUUCAAGCUCUUGUUAUAAAUCAGUGUCUGCCUUUAAAUAUUGACUGAAGACGACGGGAUUAGCACUCGCAAACUGACAUUGUUACAUAGUCCCUGUUUUCGAGGGGAAAUUGUCAGUGUUUGUUACUUGAAUCUGUGGCUUUAUAUGAAGCUGGUGUAGUUCAAUAAAAAUUCCAAGUCCUUCAAGAAGGAAAUGGUGUCAGAGGUAAACGUAGCAGAAAGAAUCUGGUUCUGUGUAGACAUUGCCGUGCCUUCUAACAGCCACUAGGGGGCAGAUAGACUAACCUUGGAAUAAUGGAGUGAUUACAGGCUGCAGGGGAGUGACUGGGCAUUUCACAUGCAGUGAUACCGAUGCUAGGACUUUAUGAUUUAAGACAGGGUCUGAGCAUGUUGUUGACUGCUGGUAGUGUAGAUAGGAAUUUUUAACUUUGCCGGUUUACAGCAGGGAAUUGUGGGAACUUGAGUUUACCUCACUCUUCAUCUUGUGUAUAGAGCAAUCUCGUCACGACGUAGUGUUCGGAGCACGCACAUAAAUAUGCAAUGUAUCUAGGUCCUUUUUUUCUAGGAAGACGGACUGUAUCUAUCAGCUGUAGUUACUUUUGAACUGUGUUGGAGCAACACUUAAACUACCACUGUGCCCCAAACCCCUUCGCCCCAUUUCGUCAAAACACCCCUCCCCACCACAGCGAGGCUCUGGACCUCUACAGGAAGUGCAAUAGAGAUACAGCUACUCGUGGCUGGUUCACUUUGCCGUCACCAAGAUUUAAGUUUCUUUUCUUUUUCCGUCUGCGCUCCGUUUGGAUUCAAAGCACAAACUGGCUCAAGUGGAAUCGGCUCCGAUUCUGACGUGAUGUGCACGGUGCCUUGAAAAGCCUGGAGCAAGUGGGGUAGGGCUGGGUACUUUGAGACAGACGAGAGUAAGAGUAAGUUAAUUAUACAGUUGUGACCUCACCGUGCAUGGAAGUCACCACAGUCACCCCAGGAUGUCAAACGCACAAGUGCGGAGCAUUCGCAGGGUUUAAUUUCAAUUCAAACAUUACAUCAAACAUUGUCUCAGCUGUUGUGCAAAUCAAUGGUACAAGCAGAUUAAAAAACUUUCAGAAAGAUGUGUUAAGGCCCAGAAAAACAUGAUUUAGUUGCCGUUUUGUGUUCCAUUUUUGAUUCCUCUUACUUCUGUUGUCGUUCGCUUUUUGGCCACAGUAGUAGCAGAGCUCAAUGGACGGAAGUUAGUUCAUCCAGACUGAUUUAUUUUUGCAAAUGAAUCCUAAAGAUCCCUGUAUAUUUUGUUAAUUCGAAGCAGGACAGGCUCAGUUCUUCCCUUUGAAAGAAAACUUUGUAUUAUUGAAAUCCAGCACUUUAUUUUAUGGUUUUUGAAUAUUUUUCAAAACCUUUUUUGAUGCCUUAGAUUCAAAGCUGAUACCCAGCCCUAAUGGAGCAGAUCGGGAAGUUGGUUACAAUUGUAUACACCAUUUUCACGGCGACAGAUACACUGACAGCGUCACCAUGGCUCGUGCGUCACUGCGGUAACUUAACUUGCCAGCAGGAGUAUUUUGAUGGUCAGUGACCAAUUACUGGUGCUAUGUCCCAUUGCUGCGGCCUGCAGGCCCCUCUGUUGUAGAAAGACUUCAAACCCCCCGAUAAGUUUUACAAAAUAUACUUUAGUAAGUAACUUUAGUCCUCUGUAGCACACGUCCUUCAAAACCUCCGAGGGGUAUGUAUGCGUGAGUGAGUGUGAAGUAGAAGGAGAGGUUUCUCAACAAUACAGUGUGGGUGUGUGUGUGUGUGUGUGUGUGUGUGUGUGUGUGUGGGUGUGUCGUAUGGAAAGGUUCUUCCACAUAUGAAACAGUUCUUUUCGUUUUCUUUUUUUUCGGGACCAGGUGGAGUUCUAGUUAACAGCAACCGUGGGAUUCAGCUGUUCGUGCGCAGUUCUCGAGUCUACUUUCGCUGCUAGUUUGUGUAAUUUAUCAAGCAUUUCUGAGAAAUAUUUAUUUUUAUAAGCCUAAUACAAAAGUUGAUAUUUUACAAAGUGACUUGACCAAAAGACAGUAAACAAAAACACUGGCACUUGAAUGUUGAAUGUCAUUGGUAUGAGUGAAAAUUUCUAUUUUUCUGGGGUAGUGUGAGCUUUUUAAUGUUAAAGAUGCAACGUGCAGGGAUUUCUCUUUGGAUAUGUCACUGUUACAAGCUUUGUUAUACAAAUCCAAGUCCAAAAGCAACAAUACUGUCACUGGUGCCAAGAGGCUAAACAUCCCAAUACAAGAGUUCUGUAAUACAGGCCGAUACCUUUUUUCACACCACGUGCACAUCUUUGUUUUCUGCAUUUCCAGUUUUCUUUUUUUUUACAGCCCACAGCCCAACAGUCCCCUUAUAAAACCACAUUUCAAUUCACAAGAUCUAGAUUUUUGUUGCACCAUAUUGCAGACACUCAUAAAUAUUUUUCAAAUAUGGCAGAUUUUGUUGUCAUUAAGAUCCAUACAUGAUUCACUAGGGAAAUUGGUGAACACUGACCCUAUUCCUGGCUUAGCCCCUUUCUACUGAAGGUAAUGAGUUCUUUCUCGGCCCAUGUCCCAUCAUUUCUCCAAAUUUCAUAGAUGGAAACAUAACCUCCUUGGUGGAGGUAAUAACAGGCAACAGCACUUUCCUAUUGCCCAUUGAAAAAAUCGAAUUACUCUCUUUGAAACGAAGACAAGGAAAAACAGAUUAUAUUAUUUGCACUCAUCUUGUAACACAUAAUGUAAUUUGAUCUUAAAUGCUUUGUUUUGAUUCAACAUUUGAGAAAAUGCGUCAGUGAACUCUUUCUCUUCUUUCUCUCCUGUACAAUACGUGAAGAUGUGCACGUGGUGUCGCACGGGCUGAAGCACUGGCCGUUAUUGUGACAGUGAUGCAUCAAGAGAAACGUCCCACACGAGUUACCUUUAAAGUCACAUUGGACUCAGUAUCAGAUCCAUAAAACCUGUUUGUGCGACAGGUUCCAUUGCCAAUAAUGAUAAUCAUCCAUAAACAGCCAUUUUUUAAUUGGCAAACAAAAUUUGAGACAAUACCACCAUGUAUGCCAAGGUUUGGAUAAAAAAUAAAAAGAAACAUUACGAUCAAAGACCAUUUUGUAAAAAAAAGUAAUUUAAAAAAAACACUCAGUACAAAAAACAAGUGUCCAGAUUCUCUCCAAGUCGGUUGUUUUUUUCUUUUCAUUUGAGUCUUUACACUUUUCCUUCCCGUUAAAAAAACCCUUUGUGGUGAAUGUCUGGCAAGUGGCGACCUUCAAAGUCUUCAUAACACAGAAUUAACUGUGGUUCUAUUGCUAUGUUGUUGUGAUUUGCAUAUUUUCAGGCAUCAGUGUGUGAACUCUGUCACUGGGGAGAUUCUGGCCAAUCAGAAAUGAGGAUCCACUCUGCGGUCUUUUCCAUCCUUUUUUUUUUUUUGGGAAACAUGCGGCUGAUCCGUGACUCUUUAUCCGUCGUGCAUGAGAAUCUUAACGUAGCUUGUAUUUCUACUGAAGGUCCGCUUAGCAGAGACGCUCUGUAGUUUCUAUGACUGCAGCAACAACGGACCAGAAUGCAUUGCAGCCAAAGUGAAGCUGUGAUCACGGACAGAUCAACCGCUGGUAAAUAAUCACAUUUUAUAGUGUUUUCUGUGCACAAACUCAAAUAUUUGCGUGAGUAAGGUUAUGGCUCUUCUGCCCAUAUGAUAAACGGCACUCUGGGAAACCCGGUACAUACAAACACCUUGCGGCUUUAUUUCAUUUUCAGUUUGAUUAGCUUUAGAGAGUGAUCUGACGUUUAAAAAAGGAACGUGUGUAGACAUAUUUAGGAAUGGUUUUCGCUUAGACACUGAAAUGAAAUGGAGCCCGGUGUUGUCGCCAUUACUGACUGGCCAGAAGCCCCCUCCCCAGUGUGAACACGCAGCAGCACCAGCCUGGUAGUUAGCAUUUGCUUUAUGUAUUAGUUUUAGCAGUUGUGCACGAAGAGGAGCACUGCACGAAGAAAAGAAAACUGUGCAUCUGUUCUGAUUUUACCACAAAUAAAGGUUUGGAUUUGCAAAUGUUA
Messenger RNA from Paralichthys olivaceus (Japanese flounder), 11230 nucleotides. It is a transcript of the gene ddx3xb, whose product is annotated as DEAD-box helicase 3 X-linked b. NCBI's taxonomy places the organism in Eukaryota, Metazoa, Chordata, Actinopteri, Pleuronectiformes, Paralichthyidae. The record is from RefSeq and is a predicted model, not a curated record. Gene Ontology annotation, cellular component: nucleus; P granule. Gene Ontology annotation, molecular function: ATP binding; RNA binding; RNA helicase activity. Gene Ontology annotation, biological process: gamete generation; cell differentiation.